This is a messenger RNA of Dioszegia hungarica, 456 nucleotides long. RefSeq names its product ubiquitin-conjugating enzyme/RWD-like protein. Lineage: Eukaryota; Fungi; Basidiomycota; Tremellomycetes; Tremellales; Bulleribasidiaceae. The transcript is spliced from 6 exons. Bases 1 to 456 code for a protein of 151 amino acids. Gene Ontology annotation, cellular component: nucleus. The record is from RefSeq and is a predicted model, not a curated record. Gene Ontology annotation, biological process: DNA damage tolerance; protein K63-linked ubiquitination.
AUGGCGAAAGUUCCUCGCAGUUUCCGCCUCCUCUCGGAGCUCGAGCACGGCGAGAAGGGUAUCGGAGAUGGAUCCUGCUCCUACGGUCUGAGGGACUCGGACGAUAUAGCAAUGUACGAAUGGAAUGGGACGAUUCUGGGCCCUCCUCAUUCCGCAUACGAGAACCGGAUCUUCUCGUUGUCAAUCUACUGCGGAGAUCGGUAUCCUGAUAUGCCCCCUUUGGUCAAAUUCGAAUCCAAGAUCAACCUCCCCUGCGUUAGCCCACAAGGUUUGGUGGAAUUCGCCCGUAUCCCCUCGCUCGCGAACUGGAGACGCGACUUUACGCUCGAGACUGUUCUCGUUGAGCUGAGACGCGACAUGAGCUCCCCACCCAACCGGAAGACGGCACAACCACCAGAGGGCGCCGAGUUCCCGCCAAUGGACCUGUCCAACCUGGCCAAGCAGCGCAGGAUGUGA